AUGAAUUAAAGUUAGAGAGGGAAUUAGAACGAUAACUUUUUUGCUGCCGGUUACUAAAUGCAUUCUGUGUAUUCUAAUAGAGGUGAACCCAUAAAACCUUCAUAAUUUUUAAAUCCUAGGUAGGAUUUUUAGUAAAACACUAAUGAAAGAUAGUAGUCUAGGAUUUCUUAACAAUCACAUUAAUAGCAGUAGCAAUCAUAGUAGUAGCAAUCAUAAUAAUAAUAACAGCAACCGUAGUAAGGUAGCAAGCUAUACGAAGAGCAAUUAGAAUAAAAAGAUGAAGAAAUUUAGAAAUAACAAAAAAGCAGACGCAAUAUAAUAUCUGAGAUUACUAUUAUUAUGUUAGCUUUUAUACUUGAGCUUGUUUCUAUUGCGGGUUAUAUUAUAUUCUCUAUCUUUAAAAUGUUUGCUUAUGCUUAUCUGCUUUUUAAAGGAUAAUCUGAUAUUUUAUCUGAUUUACUAGAUCCAAUCUUAACAAUUUUCUUUAGCAUUGCCAAUAUCUCAAAUUCAUUGAUAUAAUUUCGCCCUUAAAACUCUAACUGUGUAUUUGAUAUCAAUAACAACUCUUUGUCUUGGAGGGAAGAAUACAAAAGAAUAAUCGAAAUGUAUGAAGUAGAUUUAAAAUGUUAACUUUUUAAUACCUUUUUCAAUUUAGAUGAUAAUCCUUCUACAUAUGAAUGGAGAGGAUAUUGUUUAUUUCUAGAUAUGAAUCAGCAACUAAAGCCUCUUAAAAUUCAAUUUAUCUUAUUGUUGUGUGUUUCUCUCAUGAAGAUAGGAUUCACAAUAUUGUAUGUGGUAAAAAAAGAAAAGUAGUACGGAAUAAAUGAGAUCUUUAACAUAAUUGUCCUUUUUUUCUUUUAUAUAAAUUUUUGCUAUAGUCUGAAUAGGGUGCUAAGCAACUAUGAUCUGAGACGUAAAAGAUUAAUGAUUAGAAACUUAAACAGAAUGAUUAAAAUGAGUGGAGACAUUGUAUAAUACUUUGAAAAACUAGAUAUCACUUCAGCAAUUAGUUUGGAAACAUGGGAUAAUUGUAGACGAUGCGUUUAUGAUUUCUUUAAAUAAGAAUAAAAAAAAUUAGAAGCUUGCUACAUUUGUCUUUUCUUUUAUUUUAUUUUUGUUGCUUUAGCAUGCGCUUCUUUUUAUGCCAAUUUUUACAUCUUUUUUGAAAAGGAUUCCAUUCACUUACAUCCCUUGAUGAUUAUUUGCUAUAGCAUGGAUUUUGUUUUAUUUAGUAUCAUCAUUUUUAUGAGAUUAUACUAAGGAUAGCUUUUUAAUGAUUCAUUUGAAAAAUCUGAACAUCGUAUCGAUUCUUUAGAGGGUCUAAUCUAAGAUUUAGCAUAGAUGUAUGACUAUUAUUUUGGAAAAAAGCAUAUCAAUGAAAACAGCUUAGAAUAGCUCAUAACUUAGUAAGAAAUAUACCGUAAAUAAAUGGAAGUAAGAGAUCCAAUAGAAAAAUCGAUGAUGCCUCAAGGUAUCGAAGAUGAAGAUGAUGAUGAGUAGGAAGAAGACGAAAAAAAUAAAGAUUAACAAAAUAGCUUAGAUUAAAUAGCAUAAAAACUAGAAGAAGGUAUGAGUACAACGUAUGAUAUUCUAGUUGGAAAGCUGAAAUAUUCUUCAAGAUUCUACAUUCUAAAAAAAAAAGAAUUUUUAGGAUCAAGAUAUACAUUAGAGGCAGAGAAGAUGCUUUAACAAAAAAUGAUGUAAAAUAUGUUGCAAAGCUAUAUUAGAAUAAAAGCUUAGACUGUUUCCGAUUAAAAGACUUAAUAAUAUAAGUUUUUAAAUUACUUCAAUAUAAGGUUUGAGUAAACUUUAAUUACAACCUUAGUUGGUUUAGGUACAGUUCUUCCAUCAAUUUUAAAAAAUUUUUUCGAUAUGUUUCACUGA
Molecule: messenger RNA, 1884 nt
Organism: Tetrahymena thermophila SB210
Lineage: Eukaryota; Ciliophora; Oligohymenophorea; Hymenostomatida; Tetrahymenidae
Product: transmembrane protein, putative
Exons: 2
Source: RefSeq, a predicted model, not a curated record